Messenger RNA from Aspergillus ibericus CBS 121593, 171 nucleotides. RefSeq lists its product as uncharacterized. Bases 1 to 171 code for a protein of 56 amino acids. Lineage: Eukaryota; Fungi; Ascomycota; Eurotiomycetes; Eurotiales; Aspergillaceae. The record is from RefSeq and is a predicted model, not a curated record. The transcript has 2 exons.
AUGGCGACUAUCUAUAAAUUCCUGUCCCUUUUCUGCCUGUUGGCUACCGCUAUUGCCCUUCCUGUGGAUACCGAUACCGCCGCCGGGGCAUACCAAUUGAGCGACGAGGCAAACUGGAAGGCCGAGAUCCAUGCGACUGGCGAGGAGCCCAGUCCUCAGAAGGACUUGUGA